AUGACCACCCUUUCUCCAGAAAGUAGCCUCUCUGUGAAGCGCUCCGCCACCUUCAUCCUGACAAAGAGAAACCCCCCAAUUGACAAGUCUGAAUGGGACAGCUUCUUCGAUGAGAAUGGUCACUUAGCCAAGUCACGAGACUUCAUCUGUGUUAACAUCCUGGAAAGGGGUCUACACCCCUUCGUGAGGACGGAAGCCUGGAAGUUCCUCACAGGCUACUACUCAUGGCAGAGUUCCCGAGAUGAGCGGCUCAUGGUGGACAGCAACAGGAGGAGGAACUAUCAAGCCUUGUGCCAGAUGUAUGAGAAAAUCCAGCCCCUACUGGAAAACCUGCAUGGGAACUUCACAGAGACUCGGAACAACAUUGCGUAUGACCUCCAGAGGCUCUGUGACAAAGACGCCCUGGGCAACGUGCUGGUGGACAAGAAGAAACUGGAGAAGAACUUGUUGCUGAGUUAUGUCUGCAACACAAAGGCUGAGUACCAGCGAGGCUUCCAUGAGAUGAUGAUGCUUUUCCAGCUGAUGGUGGAGCAUGACCAUGAGACCUUCUGGCUCUUCCAGUUCUUUCUACAGAAAACAGAGCACAGUUGUGUCAUCAACGUCGGGGUAGGCAAGAACCUGGACAUGCUCAACAGCCUGAUCGCUUUACUGGACCCUGAAUUUUCUGAACACCUCAAAGGGAAGGGCUCAGGAGCCGUGCAGUCCCUCUUCCCCUGGUUCUGCCUUUGCUUCCAACAUGCCUUCAAAUCCUUCGAUGAUGUCUGGAGGCUCUGGGAGGUCAUGCUGACGGGGAAGCCGUGCAGGAACUUCCAGGUGCUGGUGGCCUACAGCAUGCUACAGAUGGUGCGUGAGCAAGCGCUGCUGGAGAGCAUGAGUGGAGAUGCCAUCCUCCUGGCCUGCAACAACCUCAUUGACCUUGAUGCUGAUGAGCUGAUCUCUGCCGCCUGCAUGGUUUACGCUGAGCUCAUACAAAAAGAGUGUCAUCUGUGCUGCCUAUACCGCAUGGUGGCAAGGGGGGGCGCCCUCUGGGUGUCUUCAGCCCUGCCUGGGGCACACGGCAGUGGAGCAGGGGCUUGA
Messenger RNA from Psammomys obesus (fat sand rat), 1077 nucleotides. RefSeq names its product TBC1 domain family member 21 (gene Tbc1d21). Bases 1 to 1077 code for a protein of 358 amino acids. The record is from RefSeq and is a predicted model, not a curated record. Gene Ontology annotation, molecular function: GTPase activator activity. The transcript is spliced from 11 exons. Gene Ontology annotation, biological process: activation of GTPase activity. NCBI's taxonomy places the organism in Eukaryota, Metazoa, Chordata, Mammalia, Rodentia, Muridae.